This is a messenger RNA of Brassica oleracea var. oleracea, 1457 nucleotides long. RefSeq lists its product as uncharacterized. The transcript is spliced from 7 exons. Gene Ontology annotation, molecular function: lipid binding. Bases 197 to 1321 code for a protein of 374 amino acids. NCBI's taxonomy places the organism in Eukaryota, Viridiplantae, Streptophyta, Magnoliopsida, Brassicales, Brassicaceae. The record is from RefSeq and is a predicted model, not a curated record.
AUUAAUUUCUCUUUCUCUGUAAUCAGCGAAAAAAUAAUUAAUUUAUAAUAAAUAGGCGGAAACAUUAAAAUUACCUUCGUCGAAUCUCUUUCCCGUCAAUUGGUUCUUCGAUGGACGAAUCAUCUUAUCGCAACCUCACGGACUUACUCAGGAGAAGCUCUGUUACAGAGACAUCUUGCUAUGCUCAGUUCCUAUCAUGAUCGGGCUUUUGAUUGGGUGGUCUUGGCGUCCGAGGUGGACCGGUUUGGUUUAUCUAGGUCUCCGUUUUCUCUGCACUGUUCCGCCCGGUUUCGGAGCUCGCCGUGUUUGGCUUGCUUUCACCGCUCUCUCAGUGUGUCGCACUUUAUGGUCAAGGCUCGGUUCGAGUGACAAGAAAUCGGAAGAGAGUGGUGAAACAGAAGCAAUCUCAAGAGUUAGUGAUACAGAAGAUACAGAGAAAGAGCAGGAUCUAGAGCAUUUGCUGCAUCUGCUUGAAGCUGAAAAUGCUAAUAUGGAAUGGCAAUCUAUGAUGGAUAAGUCUACUCCCAAUGUGAGCUACCAGGCCUGGCGACAUGAGCCUCAGGUCCUGUUGUGUAUCGUAGUCGGACUGUUUUUGAGGACGCAACUCCAGAAACUGUUAGGGAUUUCUUCUGGGACGAUGAGUUUCGACCUAAAUGGGAUCCUAUGCUUGCUUACUUCAAAACUUUGGAAGAAGAUCCUAAUACAGGAACAACUAUUGUUCACUGGAUUAAAAAGGAGAAUAUGGGAAUCUGAAAAGAAGUAUUAUGCUGUGACUAAGGGAGUACCGUAUCCAGCUCUACCAAAGCGUGAUAAACCCAGGCGAGUUGAGAUUUAUUUCUCAAGCUGGAUUAUCAAAGCGGUUGAAUCUCGAAAAGGAGAUGGACAACUGUCAGCUUGUGAAGUCUCUCUUGUCCACUGCGAAGACAUGGGAAUCCCAAAAGACGUAGCAAAGUUAGGAGUCCGUCAUGGCAUGUGGGGAGCCGUCAAAAAGCUAAACUCCGGGUUAAGGUCUUACCAAACCGCUAGAAAAGCAGGGGCGGCUCUGUCACUGAGCGCGCAAAUUGCAAGAAUCACUACAAAACUGAACAUGGAUGUGGCUGAAACAUCGAGGGUAGAUGAAGAAGAGAGAGGGCGAGACAUGGAGAAGGCAAGGAGACGAAAGGAUCAGUUCAGUGUAGAUUGGAAGUUGAUCGUUGUAGGAGGAGUUGCACUGGCGUGUGGGCUUCAUUCAAGUGCUAUUGGCAAGGCCUUAAUGUUUGGAGCUGCGCAGAGACUUGCUCACGAACUUUCUUGCCUAUGUACAUCUUCUGAUUUGGUUUGAAGAUCCUCUGCGUAUGGUACAAAAUCAUCACCAAAUCUUGUUUCCGAUUCAUCUGAAUCCCAAUCCUCAUCGUCUAUUUCAGAAACUUCUCCUUCUGCCAGAAUAGCAGCUUCUUCUCCUUCUCCAUAUGUCUCUG